ACGAGUCGUUAACCUGCGCACCCCUCCAAUCCAAAUCCCCAAAACCCAAUCUAAACCUGCGCCACCGCAUUCUUCACGAUCCGUGCGAGACUUUGUCGACGAAAAGCAAAAUAAAUAAAUAAAUAAAACAAAGUAAUAAAACCAAAAGUCGCCUUGCGAACUUUCUCAGACGCCUUCACAUCGACAACGAUCCGAACUCUGCCUCUCUCUCUCUCUCUCUCUCUCUCUGCGCGCUCGAUUUCUUUGGAUUUUCUCGGCGGCUUCGUUGAGAAUGCGAUUGCAAUUGCUCGGAUCCAGGUUUUUGUUUCGGAAUUCCGAGUGUAAUUUGACUGCUUCUGGUUCUGGUUAGGGAUUUUUUGUAAGGUGCGAGCAAGCUAGUGUUAGGGUUUCACAGUAUGUUGAAGGCGGAGGACUGCUCGAAUUGGGGAGAGUUACCGGCCGUCGAUGGAUUUGCAGGCGAGGAAUUUGACGAAGACGAGGAGAUGUGCAUAGAUGUCGACACGCUCUAUCGCCUUCUCGAUGAAGAACCCACGAGUUGUCCAGAGGAUUUGUCGUUGGAAAAUCAAUUGGACGCUGAAGAAGUUUCCGAUGCUCAGCUCCUAAGUGGAUCCCAAGCAGUAAAAGAAGAACCACCAAUAGAAACUGAUUUAAUGGGUCCAGGUGCGUGGAAUCAUCCGUACAGCUCAGAAGCUUCGCACUCUGGGGCAGGGGGUCCUGAUGGCUCUUUUGAUUAUAAAGGGAACCAUGAAAUGAAUUUUGAUUACAAAGAAAUGCAACCAUCAGCAAACACUGGCUCUCUGGGGCAUACAUACUCUAUGAGUCUUAAAGACUGGAUUUCCUUGGUUCCAAGCGAUGAGACUUGCUUUACAGAGAGGGUUGCAGUUUCACAGCCAUGUAGUAUGUCGUCUAGUAUUUCUGAAGGGCAUGCCAACCAUGUUUUGGACCACAGAGAUCUGAAUGUCCUGCAGAGGGAAGUUGAUGUGCCUGGGAAAGCUGAAUCUGAAUAUGCUUUGCAGUGCCUCGAUAUUGAGAACAUGGGCUUACGUUCCAGAACCUAUUUCACUUUGGGACAAAAUACCACGGAAACCUUAGGGGCCAUCUGAAAAUAAUUCCUGCACUUCUAUGGAAAUAUGCUCUACUCUCUGUCAAAAUUCUGAUGUUUUCAGUGACCCUUAUACUGCUAUGUGUGGCAUGAGCUUAGAUAAUACAUAUUUCACUGAUGUCUUAAUGCAUCAUAGUCCUACCAGUUAUUAUUUUCCGAUUAAUGAAGAAAUGAUGGCUAAUGUGAAGGAUGAAUCAGGGGAGUUUCCAGCUGAUAGUUCAUGCUCAACUAGCAAGAUGAAUUUAAAUGGUCAGGAGGUGAUAACUGGUAGAUCUGUUUUUGAGCCGUCAAUGAUUGAUGUUUUAGAUGGAAAGGAGUGGAAUUUGAGAUAUGGUAAUUGUAUGUCAGCAAUCAGUGGAAAUUCUUCAUUCGAUGCUGACUCUUUUCCUGUUGACAAUAAGGCAUCAGUUGAGCCUUUGAGUUCUACUCAGACAUACAUGUCAAGCAAAAAGGAAAGUAUUGGUGUGAAGGAUGAAAAGAAUGAUGAGUUUGUUGCUCCAAGUAGUGUUAUGUGUCAUUCUUUUCGAGGCAUGGAUGAAGCUGUCAGUAGACAGUCUUCUUUUAGUGCUCAUGAUCACUUUUUUGAGAAAGACUUCAAGCAGUCUGGUUUUGGUAUAUCAACACAGAAUCUUGGUAACUCAUUGGAUAAUGAAGAAGUCACGAUUGGUGCAUGUAAGAGAGCUUGUCUUUCUCAAGAUAUUAAGCAUGGAAGUUCCACAUCCCCUGUUGAUGGACAAUCUGUGAAUUCAAAUGCCUAUUCUCAAGGUGCUCAGUCAUUCACUUCAUGCAAGAGUCAGGGUUACAUGAAGGAUAUAGUCACUCAUUCUAAGAGCAUGCACCCUUCGAAAGUCAGCCCUGAAUCAAUUCAUAGUAACUUCUCUGACAAAUCCCCUGCAGAUGAUGACGUUGAUGUAUGUAUUAUUGAACAUAUCAGUCAUCCUGCACCCUCAAGUCGCUCUUCAGUGGUUAGCAAUACUAAUUACGCUGCGCCCAUGAAACAGUCUCCAGCACUUGGAAAUACUGUUGUUAAUUCACAACAAUUGAUGCCGAGUGAUCAUUACGGAGGAGUGGGAGGCAUGAGAUUCAAGACACGAGAUGAACAAUUGGUUUUGAGAGUAGCAUUGCAGGACCUUUCACAGCCCAAGUCAGAAGCUAUUCCACCAGAUGGACUUUUGGCAGUUCCUCUGUUACGACAUCAGAGAAUUGCAUUGUCAUGGAUGGUUCAGAAAGAGACAGCUAGUUUGCACUGUUCUGGAGGAAUUCUUGCGGAUGAUCAGGGAUUAGGAAAGACAAUAUCGACAAUUGCACUUAUACUUAAGGAAAGGCCUUCAUAUGGAGCUUGUCAAGAUGUAAAAAAGCAAAAGCUGGAAACUCUGGAUUUGGACAAUGAUAAUGAUAUGCAUUUUGAGAUUGGUGGAAGGAAGCAACAUGCUGAUGCCCAUGAAGUUAUUUCAAAUGGAACUCCAAACGAGAGCAUAAAACCUUUGAUACAAGCAAAGGGAAGGCCAGCUGCUGGAACACUUGUUGUUUGUCCCACGAGUGUCCUCCGGCAAUGGGCCGAGGAGUUGCAGAAUAAGGUAACUGAAAAAGCUAAUCUCUCGGUGCUAGUUUACCAUGGAAGCAACCGGACAAGGGAUCCUUUGGAGCUGGCUAAGCAUGAUGUUGUCCUCACAACUUAUUCAAUUGUCAGCAUGGAGGUUCCUAAGCAACCUCUUGUUGAUGACGAUGAUGAGGAGAAAGGAAACCGAGACGAGUACGAUGGUCCACAUUCCAGUAAGAAAAGGAAAUACCCUCAAAGUUCCUCAAAUAAAGGUUCAAAAGGUAAGAAGGGAUUAGAAAGUGCUGUGCUCGAGUCUGUUGCUCGCCCUCUUGCUAAGGUUGCAUGGUUUAGGGUUGUUCUGGAUGAGGCUCAAAGUAUUAAGAAUCACAGAACUCAAGUAGCUAGGGCCUGUUGGGGUCUUCGCGCUAAACGUAGGUGGUGCUUAUCAGGCACUCCUAUCCAGAAUGCAAUUGAUGACCUUUAUAGCUACUUCAGAUUUCUCAAAUAUGACCCUUAUGCUGUAUACAAGUCAUUUAUCUCUACAAUUAAGGUCCCAAUUAGUAGGAAUCCAACAAAAGGGUACAGAAAACUUCAAGCUGUACUGAAGACAAUUAUGUUACGCCGCACAAAAGGCACACUUCUUGAUGGACAACCAAUUAUUAAUUUACCACCUAAAUCCAUAGAAUUGAAAAGAGUGGAGUUUUCGAAGGAAGAACGAGAUUUCUACUCAAGGCUAGAGGCUGAUUCACGUGCUCAGUUUGAAGAAUAUGCAGCUGCGGGAACUGUCAAACAAAAUUAUGUUAACAUUUUGUUGAUGCUUUUGCGUCUUCGACAAGCUUGUGAUCACCCUCUUCUUGUUAGACGGUAUGAUUCAAAUUCUUUAUGGAGAUCUUCAGUUGAGAAGGCAAAGAAACUUCCUCUUGAUAAACAACAAUCCCUUCUGAAUUGCUUAGAAGCUUCUUUGGCGAUAUGUGGCAUCUGCAGUGAUCCACCUGAAGACGCUGUUGUUUCCGAAUGUGGUCAUGUCUUCUGUAGCCAAUGCAUUAAUGAACAUCUCACCGGUGAUGAUAACCAGUGCCCAAACACAAAUUGCAAAGUUCGACUCCACGCUUCUUCAGUGUUUUCAAAAGCCACUUUGAACAGUUCUCUUUCUGACCAGACUAAUCCAGAAAGCAUUGGUUCUGAAGUUUUUGAUGCUGUAGAGACUUUCUACGAGGAUCGCUCAUACAAUUCUUCCAAGAUUAAGGCUGCUCUUGAGGUUCUGUGCUCAAUGUGUAAACCACAGGGUUGCAUUUCUGGAAAUAGUUGCUUAGAGGACAGAGUUGAUCGAAAUGCCAGCUGUUCUGAAAAUUCUUCCGAUAUUUCUGUGGUUGAACCACUUGAGGACGUUCCUAAGAGUCAGAAAUUGGAUGUGGUGGUGGGCUCUAAGAAUACAAAGAAGGUAGUUAGAGAGAAAGCAAUAGUCUUUUCACAGUGGACGAGGAUGCUGGACUUGCUUGAAGCAUGUCUUAAAACAUCUUCCAUUGAGUACAGAAGACUCGAUGGAACAAUGUCAGUAACAGCUAGGGAUAAAGCUGUCAAGGAUUUUAACACCCUUCCAGAGGUGACAGUCAUGAUUAUGUCUUUGAAAGCAGCUAGUCUUGGUCUCAACAUGGUUGCAGCUUGUCAUGUUCUUCUUUUGGACCUUUGGUGGAAUCCUACCACAGAAGAUCAAGCAAUUGAUAGAGCUCAUCGGAUUGGGCAGACCCGUCCUGUUACAGUUUUGCGUUUGACUGUUAAAGACACCGUUGAAGAUCGUAUUUUAGCCCUUCAGCAAAAGAAGAGAGAGAUGGUUGCGUCUGCAUUUGGAGAGGAUAAAACGGGUGGUGGACAGACUCGCCUGACAGUAGAGGAUCUUAAGUACCUGUUUAUGAUGUGAUUAGAGAGAGAUUUUUAUAGGUCGAGGAGAUUUUGGCUUGCUAACACACAAAAAGGUAUCGUCGAUAGUUAUUUUUUUUUUUUUUGGCAUUGGCAGCAGCGGGAUUGAUACUCGAAGACUAUCUGACAAUAGAUCUAAAAAGUAGCGUAUGGGGCUAUCAACUAGAAGAUUAUGUUAAUAGUCUGUAUAGAAUCACAUGAUCAUUCAUUUAACAAUUUCUAUUCUUUACCCGUCCUCGUCGUUCGUUAUCAUAUUGUAUAGGAUGUGGAGUAGGUAGUCUAAAGCAAUGAAAGAUGUGAAGAUUUGUCUCUUUAAUUUGUAAUUCGUAGAGAGUACAGAAAGUUUGGGAUGUAAAAUUUGCUUGUUUCGUGUUGGUGAAAUUUGAUGAUUAAUCCAAAGGUUUAUAUUCUUAGAAAA
This is a messenger RNA of Malus domestica (apple), 4977 nucleotides long. RefSeq names its product helicase-like transcription factor CHR28. Lineage: Eukaryota; Viridiplantae; Streptophyta; Magnoliopsida; Rosales; Rosaceae. The record is from RefSeq and is a predicted model, not a curated record. Gene Ontology annotation, cellular component: nucleus. Gene Ontology annotation, molecular function: ATP-dependent chromatin remodeler activity; ATP binding; metal ion binding. Gene Ontology annotation, biological process: DNA repair.